Messenger RNA from Drosophila takahashii, 1677 nucleotides. RefSeq lists its product as uncharacterized. Lineage: Eukaryota; Metazoa; Arthropoda; Insecta; Diptera; Drosophilidae. The record is from RefSeq and is a predicted model, not a curated record.
AAGGUUAAUUAGCCAAGAUCGGAGAUUCGAGAUUCAAGAUUACAAAGAAAGAGAGAGAGAGAGACAGUGAGAUCGAUCGAAGAUCACCAUUGAUCUCCAGUGAUGUCGUUUUUUCGCAAUAUACGCUCCUCCCUGUCCUCGUCUUCGCGGGCCAAGAGCUCCCGCUCCUCAUCCCGCGACACCACACCGGUUCGCUCCGCCGGAUCUCGUCCAGGCAGCGUGAUCAGUGGCGUGGGUUCCACCACCACCACCACCAAUCGAAGGGAUUCCACCACCAGCUCAACUUUGCAGCGCGGCGACACCUUCAUACUGCCCAAUUCCGAGGAGGAAGCGGGCCCGGCGUCGAACACCUCCACCUUGGAGAAGAAAUCCAAAAAGUCCAAGGUCUUCAGCAAGUUCAGCACCUUCACCAAGCGCAAGAAGACCCCGUCGCCCGAAGAGGUGGCCAGUUACGAGCAUCACCCGAGCGAUACGGCCACCAAUACGUACUACAAGUGGCGCAGCGAUGGAGCGGAUCGUCUGCAGGACUACGAUGCCCAGGCGGAUCCCUUCAACUUCCUCUACGAACAGCACUCCAAUCUGAGGGCCCUGCAAUCGGGCGGUGAACCCAGUGGCAUCCACCGGCAGGCCAGCAUAGGUUCGAAUUCCAGUGGCAGCUUCGAUUCAUCCACCUACCGCAAGAGCAAAACACCCACGCAUCUCAGGGAGCAACUGGAGCAGCUGAAGACGCACUCAAACGAUGAUCUCCUCGAGGAUCAGCAGCGGGAGGAGGAUGAGCGUGAGAAGUACAAGACGGUCACGUUGAAUAGCUUUAGGAAAUCCUUCAGGGAUCGCCUGCUGCAGCAGCAAAAGGAGACGCCCCACAAUCCCGCCUGGUUUGUGGAGGUUCCCGCGAAAACAUCCGCCACCAAGCCCCUGGAACGUCGCGAGUCCAAGGAGAAUCGACCCGAUUUCCUUGUCUUCGAUAAUGAGAACUACCGCCCGCAGUCGCGUUCCCCGCUCCGGGAUCGUCCCUCCCGCUCCGCCACCCGUUCGCCGGUCAAACGGAACGAGACCUUCCGGGUGAAUCAACCCUCAGUGCGCCACAUGUCACCCUCGCCGGCUCCCCAACCUGCUCCCUCCAUCCGCAUCGAGAUCAAGAACUCCAUAUCGCCACACUCCCCGGGCAGAUUUGUGCCCGUGGGCGUGGCCAAGCCCAUGCCCACCACGGAGUACUAUGCCCAGAGAUUGCUGGCCAAUCGAACGAGUCCCAGUUCCAGUCAGGGAUCUCGAUGGUACCGCCAGCAGAGCUCGCCCACCAGGUUGAGUGUGGGUCAGGAGCAGAGCACCCAUAUUAACCAGCAGAAGGGAGCUCGAACCCUGGUGCACAUUGGUUCCGAUCAGGGAAAGGUCAUGACACCACCCACCAGAGGAAGGGCGCCCACCAGGGUUCAGCUUUACGGAAGUAAACCCCAGAGUCGCCCGCAGCCAACGACCUAUUUCGGGGGGCACUACAAUGCACCUGUGAAGCCCAAUCCCCGAGCCUCCUCCGCCGGCGGUCCCACUGUCUUUUUGGGGCGGCGCGAACCACCGAUGAUGACACGUGCCGCCACCAACAACAACACCCACACCACCGCCCACAAUGCCGCCCCCAUGCCACGUCGCAACCGAUCGCCGAUCAAAAUGCCCUGGCGGUAG